This is a messenger RNA of Cucurbitaria berberidis CBS 394.84, 2097 nucleotides long. Its product is annotated as Tetratricopeptide-like helical. Lineage: Eukaryota; Fungi; Ascomycota; Dothideomycetes; Pleosporales; Cucurbitariaceae. Bases 1 to 2097 code for a protein of 698 amino acids. Gene Ontology annotation, molecular function: protein binding; ADP binding. The transcript is spliced from 6 exons. The record is from RefSeq and is a predicted model, not a curated record.
AUGGAGGAUCUUCUCAAACAAGGAAACUCUGAACAGUCCUUCCGAUCUCUUGCCAUAUACGGUCUCGGUGGAGUUGGAAAGAGCACCGUUGCCCUUAAGUACGCUAGAGCCAAAUUUGAGCUAGCAGAGCUUGAUGCUGUGUUCUGGGUCUACAGCGAGACCUCUAAUUCGAUAAAACAGAGUUUCACGGAUAUAGCUCUGCGACUGCGAUUACCCGGUGUUGAUACCGGAAAUCAUGACGAGAAUCGCUUACUCGUCCUGUACUGGCUUCAGCAGACUAAAUGCCGUUGGCUCCUCAUAUACGACAAUGCGGAGACACUAGAACUGAUAAGAACACACUGGCCUGUAGCAGCAUGCGGUCAAGCCAUCAUCACCACCCGCAAUGUAAGCUUUGCUUAUGCUAUAGCAGAUAGCGGACUAGAACUUGCCACAUGGGAUGCUGACACUGGAGCGCGGUUCCUCCUUCACCUCUUAUCUGACCAACCAAAGGAUGAGACUUUCCUUGCUCGCGAAUUAUCCAGCAAGCUGGGUGGACAUGCCCUGGCAAUAUCACAUACGGCUGGGCUUAUUCAUCAGCGCGCCUUGACCAUUGAGGAAUUUCUGAACAUGUACGACAAGCGCCCCACGUUGAUGCAUAGGAAACAAGGCGACAAUCCGUUCAGCACAUUGUGGGAUAUCUCCUUCAGCUCACUCAGCCUACAAAGCCAUAAUAUUUUAGGCGUCUUGUGUUUUCUUGCCUCUGACCAUAUUCCCCAAUCCCUCUUUGAACUCGAACUUGCUGUGGACCUUCCAGAAAACCUGCAAUUUUGCGCAGAUGACUUCGAGUUUGCAGAUGCUGUUCAUGAACUACUCAAUCUAACUUUAAUCAAAAGGGAUCGAGAGUCCCGAGCAUUGUCGGUGCAUCGACUGGUUCAGAUGUCGUUUCGGUACUUCAUGACACCAGACCAGAGAGAGGGAAGCUUCAAUAAUGCGGUAUCGCUGGUAUCUAAGGCCUUCCCUCGGAGAGGCCCUGACGUUGCUCAGUCCUACUUGGUGUGGAGCCAGUGUUCCAUGUACGUGCCGCACGUGCUGAGCCUAAAGGAUGCGUUCCGUCAGGCGAGGAAGUCCAACCCAAAAUUCACCGGAACCCAAGUCUACUGCGAUCUCAACAACCAAUGCCAACAACAUCUCUUGGAAGUAAACCAAUGCGGCGCUCUUGAGGAUCUGAUCGGCGUCACCGAGAUGGCGUUAAGCACACUCCCGGAGGAGCAGCAGACACCUGGACUUCAGUGCCCACUCCUUUCGCAAUCAGGCCAAUUGCUCAUUCGUCUUGGUAAGCCUGCUGAAGGGGUCAGUCGCUUAAGGCAGUCGUACGAUAUCCAAAGUCACGAGCAACCAUCAAACUUUCGAGACUUAGCCUGGGCUGCUGGAGACGUGGCUAAUGGCAUGGGCACACUGAAUGAAUUCCCUGAAGCCAUCAGGUGGCAUGAGCGUGCUCGGCAUCAUUGGUUCUGCGGGCCUAACGAUCAAACUUCUGAAAGAGGGCAUUGGCCUGCCUAUAUGGAAAGAAACUUGGCCGUAGCCCUAGUAUGGUCAGGUUUGCUUGAUCAAGCUCGAGAAAUUGCUACUUCAGCAUUGCAUCAGAUUGAGUCCACUGAUCCUUACGAUUGGGUUGUGGCAGCUUAUACUCGUUUUACUCUGGGAACAAUCAGUUUCAAAGAGAGAAACUUCGAAACCGCACAAGAUCAUUUAGAACACGCAGCCCAUCUGUGGAUGAAGAAGGGGGACCUUCAAACACAUCCGUUCAACGCAGCAUGUAUGUACCGACUGGCUGGUACAGAGUUGAUUCAAGGAAACUACGAGCGUGCAAUUGACCACCUACGACAAGCAUCAACUAUAAUAUCAAUGCAAGAACCAGCUUUGAUUGCCGAACGGGCCAGAUGUUUAUUUGGACUAUCCAAAGCUCUACAUCGGCAGCAAGGAGACCAGCAUCCCUUGCCCGAAGUCUUGAAAUUUCGUCAUGAGGCUGAGCUUCUCUUGCGUUCUCGCGAUCCUAACGUAGAGGAUCUCCAUCUCGAAAGCACCUACGACUCUUUAGUCAACAUUUUGUGGCGCUGA